CAUACGUUGCGGUUGAUUUGCGGGCAAGCGCGCGUGCAUUCGUUUCGAUUCUUUUAUCGAGAAGCGGUUUCUUUUUGGUUUGCAAAAAUCGUGUUUAUUUUUUUGUUGUUUGUCCAGUGAUUUGAUAAGCAUUAUCAGUGCCAUGUGUUAUGAAACAACAACAAAAUGAGUUAAAUCUUCUUUUUUUUUUCUACUAUAACAUAUUUUGCCAUUUACACUUCAACGUUUUGCGCGGCGACCGGCAAAAAGGUCAAGCGAAGCAGCUGAACAAAACAAAACAAAAAAUAUAAACAACAACAACAAGUGCAGCAUCAUAGAAGCAGCAGCAACAACAACGACUUUUGGAAAGCAGUCCAAGCAACAACAACAACAACUGUAGGCUACCUGUUGAGCGUAGCGCCGCAGUCGCAGCCAACGUCGCUGCCGCUAAUAGACUGGCUUAAGCUGGAAGGUUAAGAGCGAUUUGCAAGUGUCCGUUGCAUGUCGUUAACAGUUGUGUUGUUGUUGUUGUUGUAACUGUUGUUGUAGCAGCGCAUCUAGAAUAACAGCAACAAAAAUGACAAAGCCUCAAUCUUCGCCGCGUUCGAACUUCUUCGAGAGUCGAAUUCAUUUGGCGCUCUUCGCCCUUUUCGCCGCGAACGUAGUCUCGUGCUUCAAUCUGGAGCAGAGGCAGCCGCUGAUCAAGUACGGGCAUCCCAACUCGAAUUUCGGCUACUCGCUGGCCACGCACACCAUCGGCGAAUAUAAUUGGCCCAAUAACACAAAAUGCCUUCUGGUGGGCGCGCCCUUGGACCGGAAUCGACAGCCGAACACGAAUGAAUCGGGCGCCCUGUACAGGUGCCCCAUCUCGACGGACUACAACGAUUGCGAGCAGGUCAUCACCGAUGGACGAAGAUCAUCUGGCGGAGCUUAUGAACCUACCUACGAUGUCGACGAACUGAUACCGCCAUCUAGCGACGAAAUCAAGGAGGGACAAUGGAUGGGCGUUACUGUACGCUCCCAAGGCCUAGGCGGCAAGGUGCUGGUCUGUGCGCAUCGCUACGUGACGAUUGUGCGCGAGAAUCGCUAUGGACAAGGUCUGUGCUAUGUCCUGACCAACGAUCUACAGUUCGACGAGGUCUACGAGCCAUGCAAAGGACGCUCCGUGCAGAGGCAACACGAGGACUACGGCUUCUGUCAGGUGGGCACCUCGGGCGCCCUGCUGGAUGACAAUACAAUGGUGCUGGGCACACCGGGCCCGUUCACGUGGCGCGGCGCCAUUUUCGUGACCGAGAUUGGGGGCGAGUAUCUGGAGCGUGACAAGAAUAUGUACUAUAGCGAUCACUCCGACGCCAGCUCCCCGGUGGAUAAGUACAGUUAUCUGGGCAUGGCCGUAACGGGCGGCCGUUACUUUGGGGAGCGGAUGUCGUAUGCGGCAGGUGCGCCCCGGUCGAACGGCCACGGCCAGGUGGUAAUCUUCGACAAGGCGAACACAAGUCCGAUACCCGUGCGGCUGAUCAUCGACGGGGAGCAGUUCGCCUCGAGCUUCGGCUAUGAGCUGACCACGGCGGACAUCAAUGGGGAUAAGAAACCGGAUCUGAUUGUCGCCGCGCCCUUCUACUUCUCGAAGAGCGACGGCGGCGCCGUCUAUGUGUAUCAGAACGCCAAGGAUAUGCUGCCCAGGCAGGCGACGCUGCGUCUGACCGGCGCCCUGGAGAGUCGCUUCGGUCUGGCGCUGGCCAACAUUGGGGAUCUGAACAAGGACAGAUGCGAGGAUCUGGCCGUGGGCGCGCCCUACGAGGGCGACGGCGUCGUCUACGUGUAUCUCGGCUCGCGUCAGGGCCUCAGCGAGAAGCCCUCGCAGCGGAUUCAGGCCUCCGAGCUGGGCCGCAAUCUGCCCCAGCCGAUACGCACCUUUGGCAUCUCGCUGGCGGGCAACACGGAUCUCGAUGGCAACUCGUAUGUGGAUAUGGUUGUGGGCGCCUUGCCCGCCGCCGUCGUCCUGCUGGCCCGGCCCAUCAUCAACAUCCAGACGACCUAUCGCAGCAACGAGACGCGCAAUAUCGAUCCGAAUCGUGCCGGCUGCCGCAUGGAUGUGUCCACGAAUCUAACGUGCUUCACGUUCGAGGCGUGCAGCAGCAUCGAUCCGCACGAGCAGCUGACCAAGGAGCUCAAUCUGAUGCUCAGCGUCGAGGCGGAGACCUUCGAGCAUCACAAGAAAUUCUCGCGCGUCUUCUUCGAUCGGGAUAACAAGCGCAGCAACAUAAUCAGUCGACCGGUUCGCGUCCGCACCGAUGGCCGGAUCGAGUGCCAAAUGGUCACCGGUUACAUCAAGGCCAACACUCGCGACAUCCAGACGCCCAUUCGCUUCCGGCUCGACUACAAGCUGGAGGAGCAGCCGCUGGCCGAUUCGCCGCUCGACCGGCUCAAUCCCAUCCUUGACCAGACGCAGGCCUAUAUCGAGUUCGAGGGCACCUUCCAGAAGGAUUGCGGCGAUGAUGAUCUCUGCGAGAGCGAUCUGCGACUCCAGGCGGAGCCCAAUCUGACGCCAGAGGACGGUCAAUACUCACUGAUCCAGGGCAACAAAACGGAACUUGAGGUUAUGGUGAACGUGAGCAAUCUGGCGGACUCGGCGUACGAGGCGCAGCUCUUUAUCGUGCAUCAGAAGAGCGUCUCCUACAUAGCGACCAAGAAGCCGACGAACGCGACGUGCAACAGCUUCAACACGACGCUGGUGGCCUGCAGCCUGGGCAAUCCGAUGCUGCGGGGUACCACGACGCACGUAACGAUACGGUUCGAUCCGAACAGUUUGGAGCUGGAGGAGUCACAAAUGGUGUUCCACAUCUUUGCGAAUAGCACGUCGAAGCUGGUCGGUGAGCAGAAGCCGGAGCGACGGCUGACCGUGCUGAUGGUGCGCCGGGCGGAGCUGACGGUGCGCGGCUGGGUGAAUCCGGAGCAGAGCUUCUAUAGCGGCGCGGCCAAGCUGCAGGACUCGCCCAUGGAGCUGGACGAUGUCGGCUCGCCGCUGGUGCACACCUAUUCGAUCUUCAACGAGGGUCCCUCGGCGGCGCCCAAGGUCCAGCUGGUGAUCUCCUUGCCGCUGAUGCUGGAGAGCGGCCAGGGCCAGGGCCGGGAGCUGGAGCAGGGCGCCAAGGAUCAGUAUCUGCAAUAUUUGGAGGACAAGCCGAGCAUCGAGACCGGCCAGGGCGAGUGCACGGUGGCGCCCGAGUACAUCAAUCCGCUCAAGCUCGCCUCCAAGGUGCCAGCCAGCCUGCGCAGCGCCUCCUACCUGAACGCGCCCGCCUCCAUGACCAAGUGGCCGCUCCACCGACAGCUCUCGGCGACGCCAGCCAAAUCUCUCAAUCUCAGCCAGAGCCAGAGCCAGCACAAGUCUGGGCAGGAUUACGGCCGGGCGAAUCGCUUGCCGCGCAACACGCUGGAGCGCAUUGUCCGGCCGGAGCGCUUCAUGGACGGACGGAUGGAGGCCGGCGUCAAGGGCAAGAAGCAGCAAAUUGUCGAGCUCAACUGUGACAAGCUGACGGCGCACUGCAUCAAGAUCCAUUGCGAAUUUUUCGCGAUGCCGGCCAAGACGGAGGCGCAGGUCACCAUCAAGGCGCGACUCUGGAACUCGACGCUGGUCGCCCAAUAUCCUCGGGUCGAUCUUGUCCGCAUCAUAUCCACCGCCCAUGUCAAAAUACCCCAAAACUUUGGUGUCGAGCAGCUCGAGAACAAUGACAAUGUCUUGGUGGAGACACGCGCCUAUCCGGAACUGUUGGACCAGCAGCGGGAGACGCAUACGCCGCUGUGGAUCUACAUAUUGGCCGUGCUGGGCGGUUUGCUGCUGCUCGGCGCGUUCACGUAUGCGAUGUGGAAGUGCGGAUUCUUUAAGCGAAAGCGGCCAACGGAUCCAACGCUGAGCGGCAAUCUGGAGAAGAAUAACGAGGAGAAGCCCUUCCUAGGCGCCAAGAGUAGCCAUAAUGUUUUCUAACAAGAGGGCACCGUCGGCUGGGAUCUGGUGCGACGCAUUGCACCCGCCAGGAAGCGCACAAGGCUCCGGCUCCGGCUCAGGCUCAGGCUACGGCAGCUGCUGCUGCUGCACACCACGCCACACUACAAGCAACAACAACAACAACAACAGCAACAACAACAACCAUGUGGCUGCAGCUGGCGCAACAACAACAACAACAACAACAACAAUGGGCCUGAGGAUGAGUUCGAUGUGUUAUCCCUGACGCCGCCGCCGCCGCCGCUGAGCGUCUUGAGUUGGGGCAGCGAUGGCUACUACCAGGCCAGCGCCGCCUGGUGGGGCCACAUGUGAGGAGGCGGAGGCGCAGGCUGAGGCGAAGGCGGAGGCGGGGCAGCAGCAGGGCGCGGAGCACCUCACGCACUUAACAGAUUCUGGUUGUGGGACUUUCAAUGUGCCAUUUUGUUUACUUAAGUCGCGUCGCCAGCUGGCAAAUCCGAAUACAAAUCCGAAUACAAAUCCGAAUACAAAUCCGAGUACAAAUCCGAAUACAAAUCCGAAUACAAAUCCGAAUACAAAGCCGAGUACAAAUCCGAAUACAAAUCCGAAUACAAAUCCGAAUACAAAUCCGAAUACAAAUCCGAGUACAAAUCCGAAUUCAAAUCC
Molecule: messenger RNA, 4609 nt
Organism: Drosophila montana
Lineage: Eukaryota; Metazoa; Arthropoda; Insecta; Diptera; Drosophilidae
Gene: mew
Product: multiple edematous wings
Exons: 9
Coding region: 557-3967 (1136 amino acids)
Biological process (GO): integrin-mediated signaling pathway; cell-cell adhesion; cell-matrix adhesion
Cellular component (GO): external side of plasma membrane; integrin complex
Molecular function (GO): integrin binding
Source: RefSeq, a predicted model, not a curated record